AUGAGCUCUGGGGAGUCCUACUUCGUGUCUGACUACGACCCCACUAUCGAGGACUCCUACACGAAGAUCUGCACUGUGGAUGGCGUCCCGGCCCGGCUGGACAUCCUGGACACCGCGGGCCAGGAGGAGUUUGGGGCCAUGAGAGAGCAGUACAUGCGUGCCGGCCAUGGCUUCCUGCUGGUGUUCGCCAUCAACGACCGGCAGAGUUUCAACGAGGUGGGCAAGCUCUUCACACAAAUUCUCCGGGUCAAGGACCGCGACGACUUCCCCAUCGUGCUGGUCGGGAACAAGGCAGAUCUGGAGGCACAGCGCCAGGUGCCCCGAUCGGAAGCAUCGACCUUUGGCGCUUCCCACCACGUGCCCUACUUUGAGGCCUCGGCCAAGCUGCGUCUCAACGUGGACGAGGCUUUUGAGCAGCUGGUGCGGGCCGUCCGGAAAUACCAGGAACAAGAGCUCCCACCCACCCCUCCCAGUGCCCCCAGGAAGAAGGGCGGUGGCUGCCCCUGCGUCCUCCUGUAGCCCAGGCAAGAGAGAAGCAACAGGCACAAGCUCUUGGGACCAGCUGCCUUCGCACCUUGCUGUGUGGCCCGAGGCCCUCACUGAGCCUGUUUCCUCAUCUGGGUCUCCCAGGACACAUCACGCGCCCCACCCUUACUUCUCCUGGCCUCUUCUGGGCUACUGCCACUGUGUGCCUUCUGCCAAUGCUGCCUGUCCCCACCUAAACCUGGUGGGGGUGAGGGGCUCCUGGUCACUGCUGUAUAUAACUCCCCUCCCACAGAAAAAUAAACGUCACUGCCAAAGUCA
Saimiri boliviensis boliviensis (Bolivian squirrel monkey) is the source of this 804-nucleotide messenger RNA. NCBI's taxonomy places the organism in Eukaryota, Metazoa, Chordata, Mammalia, Primates, Cebidae. The record is from RefSeq and is a predicted model, not a curated record.